GGCUGAGCCGAGUCCUCUUUUAGCAGCAGCGGGCACAGGAGUACCAGCAGCAGCCCCAGGGACGCGCGGGACCCAGCGACUCAGAGCGCACGGGGAUAGCUGGUGCUGGCCGUACCACCUCUUGGGCGCACAAAGCUCCAUCCCUCUGAGAGGAGUUGAUGCUGGCAUCACCCCCGCCGCCACCGCCACCACCUCCGCGGAAGCCAGUGCUGAUGGAUGCUGGGGAGUGCCGCAUUGCUUAGCGUCCCCGCCUCCGGGUUUGCUGGCACAUCCUUCAGCAGGGACCGCCGCAGCAUCACAGCGCUGGGGCUGAGAUGUGCAUGGGGGUUGUUUUCCUUACAUCUUGCAAGACAAGAGAAGAAGACCGAACCAAGACCCGAAGCGUCCAUGCUAAGUGGAAUUAGGCUUUCUUUCUUUUUCUUUCUUUCUUUCUUGUUUUUUAAUUCGGAGAGGUAAAGGACAAGAGGUAGGUCUGCAGGGCCUUCCCAGAGGCUCGCUUCUCAUGGGAGGCUUUGUUUUUUAGGAGGCUGCGGUUAGAAGUUUAGAUACUCUCCAGAAAAGCUGUGGAGGAAAGCAGGAGCAACAGGGUACUUGACUGAACACUAAGAGGAACCAUUUCCUGUACCGGAAACGAGGCAGACAGCAACUAGGAGAACUGGGGGCUGGAGUGUGGUGUGGCGGUGCCAAGGGCCAGGUGUGUUGUUGGACACACAAGGAGAGCUGCAGAGAGGACACCCUGGGCACAAGGGAACAAUGACUCAUUUGCAAGCUGGUCUCUCUCCUGAGACCCUAGAGAAAGCUCGCCUGGAACUCAAUGAGAACCCAGAUACUCUUCACCAGGACAUCCAGGAGGUGAGGGACAUGGUCAUCACUAGGCCAGACAUUGGCUUUCUGCGCACGGAUGACGCUUUCAUUUUACGCUUCUUGCGGGCCAGGAAGUUUCAUCACUUCGAGGCUUUUCGCCUCUUGGCCCAGUACUUUGAGUAUCGGCAGCAGAACCUGGAUAUGUUCAAAAGCUUCAAGGCUACUGACCCUGGCAUCAAGCAGGCACUGAAGGAUGGCUUUCCUGGGGGCCUGGCCAAUCUGGACCACUAUGGGAGGAAGAUUCUAGUCCUUUUUGCUGCCAACUGGGACCAGAGCAGGUACACACUGGUGGAUAUUUUACGAGCCAUCUUACUUUCUUUAGAAGCCAUGAUUGAAGAUCCUGAGUUGCAAGUAAAUGGAUUUGUUUUGAUAAUAGACUGGAGUAACUUUACCUUCAAGCAAGCCUCUAAGCUUACGCCAAGCAUGCUGCGACUUGCCAUUGAAGGUCUUCAGGACAGCUUCCCUGCAAGAUUUGGAGGAAUUCAUUUUGUCAAUCAACCUUGGUAUAUCCAUGCCUUGUACACUGUGAUCCGGCCUUUCCUGAAGGAGAAGACUCGGAAAAGGAUAUUUCUGCAUGGUAACAACCUGAACAGUCUACACCAACUAAUUCAUCCUGAGAUCUUGCCUUCUGAGUUUGGAGGAAUGUUGCCGCCAUAUGACAUGGGGACAUGGGCAAGAACCCUGCUAGACCAUGAGUAUGAUGAUGACAGUGAGUACAACGUGGACUCCUAUAGUAUGCCUGUGAAGGAAAUAGAAAAGGAACUCUCCCCCAAAUCCAUGAAGAGGUAUGCUACAGAUCAACUGGGAAGUGGAUCACAAUCAGUAGUGGACCCCACAGCACUAAAGCGCAUGGAUAAAAGUGAAGAAGAAAACAUGCAGCCUUUACUUUCUCUGGACUAAGAAUUUCUCUUUCUCCACCUCUGCCCCACGGAUUAGAAACGGGAGGUACUGGCUUCAUCAACAGGGACAGCACUGUGGCAUUUACCUGCUGGAAAACCUUACUCAUGUUAAUGUAGCAUAAUGCAUAAGGCAUCUGGCUUUCACAUUUGCCUAAACCAUGGGUGCCCCGGGCUAGAUUUUAAAAAGUCAAUAAUUUAUUCUGUAAGUGCCAAGUUCUUUGUAAAUACAAUAUAGUCUUCACAUCAAGUUUGUAAAUUUUGGUAGUAAUUUAACUUGGGAAAGAUUGACUCACAAGUUUGAGCCAGUGAUGGACCAUAAUAAGAAGCAUAAAGACACAUACACUAUGAAAUUUAAUUAUGUGUAUUCAUGUUUCCUAUGAAGCCAUAUUUCUGCUAUCAUAGUGAAUUGUUUCAUUGUCUCUCUCUGAAACACUGUCAAUAUUCAAGCAUACUUUGGGCACGGUAGCAAUUAUUCCAGGAAAUUGUUAUGAUUAAUGUUUUCCUGUUUAGUGGUUUUCAUUUCAGAGGAAGCAUUCUAGAAUUAUCCCUGACAGCAUUCUGAAGAAAAACAGUGGAUGAUGAGCUGGUGAACAAAACAUCUUGAGCUCUUCUCUGUUGUGUGAUUCAGAGUCUUGCAAGAAAAUGUGUUUCCCCAUUCAAGAUGUGGAAUUCUGAUAAAGAAUGGAUAUUUGUCUAUAUUGCUGUCUUUUCAACGUUCCCUUUACUUCAGUGUCUCAUUGUAAUCCUUGUUUGAUGUACUAUAGAACAUUUUCAUACAAACUUUAUUGACCCAGAAGAUCAGAAUUAGUUCCUGAGUAAUUUUGACAGCCAAUUUUGAACACAAAGUUUAUCACUUAUAGAUAGGAGUCUAAUUUCAAAUAAUUGUGCACUUGUUGAAACAUAUAAAUAUUCGCACACCACAUAUAUAUUUUUAUUGAGUUCUAAUAAAUUCUUAAUAUAACAGGCUUUGAGAUGUCAUGGAAAAAUGACUUUUAGUGAAGUAAAUAAAAAUGAGAACGUGAGGUAGACUUCAGGGAACUUAUCCAAGGGAUUCUAAUAUAUCAUAAAAUUAUCAAGUACCUUAUUGAAUGUGAUUUUUUCCUUUUAGGACACAACAAAUCUCAAUAUAGAAUAGAUACCAGGCAAUGAAAAGAAAGAGUUUUUUUAAAUUUAAUUAUCAUGCUGUUCUUUUAUGCUCACAUUUUCUUUUGAGAAAAGAUUAAAAGUACAUGACAUCAGACAGAUAUAAUGAGAGUGUUGGAGAGCAUCUAAGACAGCAUGUAACAGUUUAAGUCAAGACUCAGAUUUGUGUAUGAUUUAAAGUUUUAUUUCAUAAUUUGCAUAAUUAUAGCCUAUGUUAAACAUCUUGAUUUAAAUUUCUAAUUCCUGUGUAGAAAGGCAAGAUUUUUAUCACUCUCCUGGUAUGAUGAAUCUUGAAAUUGAGAAUUUACCAUUAGUCUUUCAAAAAGAAAAUAACUCCUACAACUUUUGGAAAUCAGUGUAAGUGAAGGCAUGUAACAGCUUUGACAUACACAUUAGCCAAAAACUUAAAAAAUCCAGUUAUAAUUAUGCAGCCCCCCCAAAUCUCAAAGUUCAAUCACACACCAGUCUGCAGCAACAUGGACUGCCUAAUGCUUAUAAAAUUACAAAGAUUAUGAAUUUUUGAAACAUGCUUUAUACCUCUAAAGAUACUUUAAGAAUGACAACUUUUAUUUGAGUGUAGAAUAAUAGUGAUGGUCUGGGUACUCUGUCCAUCCUUGUGGCAGAGAUGGAAACAAAAUGGGGAAUAAGAACUAGGGCAAUUCUAUUAGAUAAUAACUGAUGUAUCAAUGUUUUUGUCUACUUGACAUAGAUUCUAUAGCCCUGGACUUUCCUCAUGUUAUAAACAUACAUCAGGCAGAAGGCAUUGAAAUAAAAUAAGAAUAAUGUAAGCAUAGACUACCAAUGUCAUUCUCUUGACAUCCAUAGUUUGUUGACAGUUUUCAGAGUUCUACCAGCUUCAGAUGUCAUCCAGCAUGGCCAGCAUCCUUCUCCUACCAUAAAGUCUCUGUCACAUAAAAAUAGCUAGUAUCAUCCACAUUCUCUCCUAAUGCCAUAUUUGGAAAAUUCUCAUUGACACUGCCAAGCGUCUGCUCCUCUUUAAAUGAGCAACUGAAAGUUGGCUAGAUGGUGUAUAAUAUUUAAAAAAAUGAUAGAACAAAUUAAAACAAUGAUGCCUUUUAAUUUUCUAGCAAUGAUUCUGAAGCUGCUUAAUCAAGGGGUAUUUAUUCAAAUUUAUAAAUUUUCCCUUCAAAACUAGCUAAAGCAAUGUUUAGGCAAAUUUUUCCUAUUGUAAUGUUUUACAUUGUGUAGCAGUGUUUAUGGUACAUGCUCCAGUAAAUAAGCAUUUCCACUGUUCUUUCACACUAGAUGGUUCCGAUGGAUUCUCCUCUUCACUUUGAAUCCUGUAUUUUGCGAUUUAAAUGGUCUCAUGGAUUGACAUUUAUGAGCGUUUACAAGAUACCACAUCAGUUUGGAAUUUUCCAGUUGACUACUGUUCUCUACUUUUUAAAAAAUGGUGCUGGGUGUGUCACCCAGGCCUGAGUGUGCAGGCAGGUGCUCUACCUCUGAGCCCUACGCCAAAUUCCUGCUUAAUGUUUUCACUUUGUCUGUCCCUUCUUUUUGUUCUUUCAGUUAUUUUAAGAACAGCAGCUUCCAGAACUGGUUUAACAAUAAAGAACUCUUGUCAUGUUCUCAGCAACACAUUUUGUUGGCUACUAUAUAAGAUAAUAUCACAACAUAGACGCUAAGGGAUAUGAAGAAGUGCCUGUUUAGAAUAAAACAUUGGUAAUGACACACCCAAUUUAUUUACACUCGCUUCCAAAAAAACAAACCCCAUAUUCUUCGGUAUUAUAAGGAUAACCUUUGAAGAGGGAUAUUUAGGGGUGUGGCUUGACAAUUUUCACACAGGAUUGUUUGUUGUGAAAGAUCAAUGCAGUAAACAUCAAUCCUAGCUAUUCAAAACAGAGCACUAUGUCAAAACAGCAUAGAGGUAGAGUUAGUUCUUCAGGCAAAUUGUUGCAAUGGAUAUGCAUGAUUUUAUUUCAGCAAUAGUUUGCAUUUGUGUGGUCAGAAGCAUUCCAUAAGCCAUUUCAUAGAAAAUGCUUGUUUACACUAUUAAAAUUUUCAUAUCCCUAAAGAAAAAACAAUGUAAGAUGUUAUGUUUAAUAUGGGUAUGUAGGUCACAUAGUUAAACCAAGCAUUUAAGGUUUCUGUAACCUUCCUAAGGGAACAGAAUGGAUUGCAUAGCACCACAAAGGGGGGAAUCAUUUUAGGUUUCACGUUACAAGGAAACCUUUAGAGCCAUGGCAGGCUGUUUGUAUUUCUACACACAACUUCAAGUUUAUUGCCAGACCCGUGGUCCUUUAAGGAUAUUUUAUUAAGUAAAUAUGAGAGACUUAAUACUUGUGCUGCUUUAUUAAAACUGGUUGGUUGGGUUGGUUCACAGUAUACCUUCUGUUGAGUACAUAUUUAUUAAUGAUCCCUUAGGAAGUUGCCCUGGGUCAUUUGAAAAAGAUUCUCAACAUAAACAGUAAAAUGACCCAAACCCAGCAUGUGCUAUUUCAACUUUUAGGUGAUAUGGUAUUGAUAUUUAACAUCAAUAGGCCACAGGCAGACAUUCCAGUUUAGACCUGCUAUGUGCUCUUCAAACCAUUUAGAUUGCAAUAGGAAGAGGCACACAUGGGAAAAACCAGAUUUUUCUUAUAUUCAGGUGAGGCAAAUAGCUUCUCAUAUUCUAUUGUAAUGAUUGGUCAUCGCUCAGCACUUUAGAUUGGGUGAGUGGGUAGAAAUACAAACAGACGUUUGCUUUGUGGUAUUUUAGUUCACUGCCUUUAUGGUCUGGAGAUGAGCUUUCAGGCAUCCACAAUUUCAGUUUAUAAAAAACUGGAGGUUAGUUAGUUCCACACAUAAUGCUAUGAAGUUUGUUAUUUGUGAAAUAUGGGAAGGAAUCCACCUAGACUGUAGAAAGUCAUAAACUUGCAUUUCUUUGUAGAGAAAUGCUGAAAUUGGACCCUUUGUUCAAAGGAGUACCAAUGCUACUGUAGAAAUAAAAGUCAUUUAGAAACCAAAUAGUCACAGCUAUGAUAACUGCAUUUUACAGCAAGGGUUAGGAAAUGUUGACAGUGUAGGCAUUUGUCAGGGUUUGACAUAGUUUUAGGUCUUGAUGCAAAUAUUUCUGUCCUUUUUGCUUUCAGAAUUCUUGAUUAGGUAAACAUUAUUUUUGAGUAAAAUAGACCUAGAGAAAACCUAACAAAAAUUUAACAACAUGUUUAGAAUGAACCAGUCCCCAACUAUUUCGAAAAAUCCCAAUGAUCUAAAAACAUAACUGAUUUACAUAUCACAGAUUCAAGCCAUUGUCUUUUUUCUGAUUUUGUUUUAGAUUUUUGUGUCACUGCAUGAUGUUUUUAAGUUGCAAGUUUUAUAAUGAACUUAAAAUAAAGCUUAAAAACUAAAAAUAAAUAAAGCUAAAAAUAUACAAUAUUUGUCUCCAAAGUUCCCAUAAUAUCUAAAGCAAAAUUAUACAAGUGUUUCAAAAGUACCAAACACUAUGUUAUUUGGCUUAAAUGUAAUAAUUACUGCUUUAUAUAUUGCUUGUGUUCCAUUACACAUUAUUUGCUGUUUGAUCUCUUGAGAGAGUUCUUUGUGGCAAUGCAUCAUGAUUAAAUGUAUUUCUUACAUUCUAAGAGACUGGAAUUUUUGCUGGACUUCAUAAAGUUAAUAGAAUACUUGAGGUCACUGAAGAUUUAUGACUGCUAUCCUACUGUGUAUUCAGCCUGUUGGUUUAAUUUUCUCUUAAGAGAACAAUGUAACAAUCAACCUUACUUGCCUUGGAUUUCCCAUGGAAUAACCUUUUCUAACCUAAGAUAAUGCAUAGCUGUUAUCUUAAUUUAUGUACUCUUCCAUUACCCUCCCUAGAACAGCACAUGUGUAUCAUUUGCUGAAAGCAACAAAUACAGAGGUUGAAAACAAUCUUCUAAAAUGAAUAUUCACCAUAAAUGUUGAACAUAAAUUUGGAUAUUGGUUGCAAACCAA
This is a messenger RNA of Mesocricetus auratus (golden hamster), 6836 nucleotides long. It is a transcript of the gene Clvs2, whose product is annotated as clavesin 2. The coding region runs from base 754 to 1764 and encodes 336 amino acids. Gene Ontology annotation, molecular function: phosphatidylinositol bisphosphate binding. Lineage: Eukaryota; Metazoa; Chordata; Mammalia; Rodentia; Cricetidae. Gene Ontology annotation, cellular component: membrane. The transcript has 7 exons. The record is from RefSeq and is a predicted model, not a curated record.